Molecule: messenger RNA, 3955 nt
Organism: Episyrphus balteatus (marmalade hoverfly)
Lineage: Eukaryota; Metazoa; Arthropoda; Insecta; Diptera; Syrphidae
Gene: Sap130
Product: mucin-19
Exons: 9
Coding region: 165-3698 (1177 amino acids)
Biological process (GO): negative regulation of transcription by RNA polymerase II
Cellular component (GO): Sin3-type complex
Source: RefSeq, a predicted model, not a curated record
GUCGGUAGACAUUUUUUUGUCUUCAGUUGAGUGAAAAUUCAGUGAAAAAUUUCUAAUUUGAUCUCUGGACAAAAAUUAACAAAAUUUAUAAAUAACUCUACAAUUUUAAUUAAAUUUGUUUAAAAAUUUAUAAAGCAGUGAAGGAAAUUCAGAAAGCUAAGAAAAUGAGCGCCCCGGAUAAUAUCGGUGGCGAUAAAUCAGUUACAGCAAAAAUAACCCACGUCAAAACGAAUGCCAUGGACGGGAUUAAAGUAGCUCCCGUCAGUGUUGGCGGUGGUGGUGGAGGCAAUGCUGGCCAACAGCCACAACAGCAGACUACUGCUGCCUUCCGCACCAUUGCCAGCAGUGGCCAAUCCACACAAGUCCGUGUGGUAAUGCCACCGGGCACUUUAAUGCCUCAAUCCAUGUUGAAACAGAUUGAAGGUGCUGGCAGGACUCAGAUUACGGCGAUACCAGCUCGAACUGUGUCAAAUACUUCAAUAACAGUCACCAGACCAAUAACACAGACAACUUAUUUGCCAAGAGCUGGUGUAACCUCCACCAGCAUGCAAGGUCAACGUUUGAUUACUCCAAUUAGAGCUCAGACAACUCCAAUGGCUGGGUUAUCUGGGAACUUUGUUCGUGGCACCACGGUGACAAGGAAUACUUCGUCGCCAGCAACGACAGUCAUUUCACCAGCUACAACCACUUGGAUGGCUAAUAAUGGAGGUCAAGUUCAGUUGAUUCGGGCGAUUAACCAUCAGCCGAGGCAACGAUUGAUUACACAGAAUAUAUCUGCAUCGGGAGUUAGUGGGGCUGGCAAUUCGGGUAAUGUGGUGGCUGUAAGCUCGCAAUCACAGCAACAAGCUGGAAAUCAAUCCCUUCAAACAGUAUCAAGCCAACAGGCUUUUGUGGCAACUCUAGCCACUGUCUUGCCACGUCAACAAACUGCAACUCUCGUCUACACCAAUGUAUCCAAUUCCCAGGCACAGCAAUACAAUCCCGGAGUAAAUGCAACCCAACGCUUUGCAGUUGCUCCCAUCACCAACCAACGUCAAAUCCGACCAAUUCCGAUGAACAAGUCCUUCUCGACAGCAAAACUUGGUGUCGGUAUGAAUACCACAAGCAUCAGCAUUAGAGCCCCCAACCUUCCUCUGGUCAAUACCACUGUGCCAGGCGGAUCGGUGAGUGCAAGUGGAAUUGGAGCCAACGUCACAUCUGGAAUAGGAACCUUACAGUCACGAGGAAGUAGUGGCAAUACAAGUAUUCCCACCACACGAAUCAUUCAGUUGCAACAGCAACCAGGUGGAACAGCUCAACAGAUUAUCGGUUCCACUGGCCGUAUUGCAAACAACUUGAUGCUUCAACCGAUUAUCGUCAAUACCGCUGGUGGGGGGAAGAUUGGCCUGCGGCCUCCAGCCACAAUGGCCACCAAAGUUCAGCCAUCUCUGACAAUUACCCAGUUGGGUAUUGGCAAACUGCCACCAAAUGCUCAACAACAAACUAGCAGCUCAGCUAGUAUCCAGUGUGCGUCUGUCUCCACUGCCGCGUCAGUCGGAGGAGGAAAUACGAAUGUUGUUACUUCAUCGGCUUUGGGUGUUCAAUCUAAUUUAUCUCAACAGCAACAGUCACAGCAACAAACGGUCUCGGUGAAUUCUCAAUCACCGCUCACACAAAUCGUCAAUGUCAGUCAGAAUUUAGGUGGCGGGGCCACUGGACAACUCUUGACCACACAAAAUGUCUCCUCCUCAGGAGCUACUGUCGUUCCUCUGGCCAUAACUCCACGAGGCAGCAAUGUCCUCACAGGAACUAUCACUCCGAUCAAGAGUACCGGAUUGACUGUUGGUAAAAUGAUGACACAACAGUCGACUCAUCAAUCACAACAGUCCACAGGAGGAUCGCAAAGUGGCCAAGUUUCUGAUUUGAUAACAUCCACACAACAGCACCAUUCGCAACAGCAGCCAACAAGUGUUUUCAUCCACCACACUCGCCCACACAGUGGAGGCAAUGCCUCUGGAGUUGGAUCAAACAGUGGAGGUUCUACAACAGUGAUUCCCAGUACUGGAACUGGAUUCCUUCCUCCAGGAAGUACUUUCUACUACGAAUCUGUUCCAGCUAGUUCGGUGUCAGUCUCAUCGGGUGUACUCUCACUCACAACAACAACUGUGACCAGCAGCACAAUGUCGAGCAAUCAAAUUGUUACAUCUUCAAACAUGGCUGCGGGAAUUGUUACCUCGUUGCCCUUCAAUACCCCUUCUUCGGCUACUUUUACGGUGGUGCCAUCAUCCAAUCGUUCGAUUGGUCAACUUCAGAUACCAGUGUCAUCGACUUCUGCACAAAUUCAAGCUGUUCCAGUGCGUUUCAGCACUCAAAUGUCAACAGAACAGGUUACAGUUCAACAACAGCAAGGGCAACAACAACAACAACAAUCGCACCAUCAGAUAAUAAUACCAAGUCAAGCUGCUUCUCAGCAACAAUCACAGCAACAACAACAACAUGUUCAACAACAAUCCCAAGGUCAUAUGGUGAUUCCUUUGCCAACUUCCAUCAAAGUCUCUGCUGGUAAUAGUGCUGUGGGUGCUUUAAGUUCCACUGCAUUCCUUCGAAAACGUGAUAAUGAUGGUUCACCUAUAAGAGCAGCAAAGAAUCUUGGUCCAACUUUGCUAUCAAUGGGAGGAGCUUCGUCAUCGAAUUCAUCUUCAGUGAGUUCCCAACAAAUGACGUCUGUAGUUUCUUCAGUUGUAACUGACAACAAGAACAAGGAACAACAGAGACCAGUGUCACCAGCUUCAUCGGAUGGUUCGACAACUGUUAGUGCAAAUUCCAGCCCAGGAGUAGAUCAGCAAAUAAAUGAGGAACUCACUCCGGUUAAUCGGAUUCCAAAUGAAUCACAUUUUAAUCCAAUUAAUGAUAUGUAUCCCAAUCAUCAGAAUUCAGCUCCAAUUGCAGUAAGAGAUCACAGUGGACCAGUGACAAAUCAGUCACAUUUGAAUGGUGCCAUCGAGUGUCCACCAAGGAAGAAAUCUCGACGAUCAACGAAUGAUAGUCAACAAUCAACACAAAGUCAUGCAUCAUCCCUUCCUUCCCUUAAUCCACCAGCUUCAAACUCUUCACAAGCAUCCAAUGCCAAUGGUACCACUCAUUCAAAUUCCGGAACUACCCCAGCUACUGGUGGAUCAUCAAAUGAACCACCUAAAGUCAACAACAACAAUCAGAACAUCAAUUCUAACAAAGAGAAUACAAAACCAACAGAAUUUGUGAUUAGAAAGCCUCGAACUUGUACUUUAUUGAAUAGCUACAAACAGAAUUGGAAGGCUGCCAAUAAUCAUUUUCAACGUCACAGCGAUGUUAAGCCAAGGGAAGAACGACGGCCGACUGUAAUGGAUUUGGCAAACCAGGCCAAUGUUUUGGGCAAAAUCAAUGGAUGGAAGGUACAUCAUUUGAAGUCUCAAAUGGAAGAUUUGUGUGAAAGUGAAGGCAAGGGUUAUGAAAAAUUGACAUCUAUGCUGAAACAAAUGGAAUCACAUGGGAAGAAUCCAGAUAUAGAAAGGAUCUCAGAUCUUAUUAAGGGCAACAUGCAACGGAGUAAGAUCAUUGUCGAUGGCAUAACCGAAGCACAAAAUCAAAUAAUGAAAAUAUUUGAUCACAAGUCUCAUAUAUCGGACAUUAUUCAUCGAUGUGCAUCGAAAAGAAAUUUUAAGAAACGUGAAAAAGCGUAAACAAGUUAAUCAAUAAAUUUAAAUAAGAUUAAGUAUUUUUAAGAAAAUCAUGUGUACAAUCAAGGAUUGUGCCAUGAAAGAGUUUACAAUAUUGUUUUUCCUUUUUUUUGUUCUUGUUGAACAAAACUAAAUUUUUUCCCUUUAUCCCCUUUAUUAAUAUUGUUUGUCCAGUUGUCAUAUUGUGUUUUAUAUAAAAAAAUACAUAUAAAUUGUAAAGUUUAAAAUAUUACACAAUAAUAUUGUGGGUGCAAUAAAGG